Messenger RNA from Athalia rosae (coleseed sawfly), 8000 nucleotides. Its product is annotated as zinc finger protein 497-like. Bases 3808 to 5676 code for a protein of 622 amino acids. The transcript has 4 exons. Gene Ontology annotation, molecular function: DNA-binding transcription factor activity, RNA polymerase II-specific; RNA polymerase II transcription regulatory region sequence-specific DNA binding. Gene Ontology annotation, biological process: regulation of transcription by RNA polymerase II. Gene Ontology annotation, cellular component: nucleus. NCBI's taxonomy places the organism in Eukaryota, Metazoa, Arthropoda, Insecta, Hymenoptera, Athaliidae. The record is from RefSeq and is a predicted model, not a curated record.
CCACAUCUGUAAAAGACAGCGGACUGUCGUCUCGGCUCCGCAGAUCCCGAAGAGUCGCUAGGAAAAGGUACCGAGAUCCACCGAGGGCGGCGGCACCGGGCGGCAGGAAUUCUUCGGAUCCGACAGCGACAUCGUUCAACCCCUACGACAACCAAAAUUCAACAAUCGAAGGAUAGAAUUCAAAAUGUCGCGCACCGAACGCGCCGGGAAAUCGUCCGUUUCUUUUCGUCCAUAUCAGAUUAUCGGAAAUAAGGACAUUCUUCGCGACCUGUUCACCUUCGUUCGCAGGACUGGAGGGGGUGGGAAUUCGCCCCUUCGAUUCAAGAGGAGAAAAAAAUAAGUCGGAAUCAGGAUCAUCCGAAUCUUAACGAUUAUCCGAUCGCCGGGUAAUCCGCAUCCUUCCCGACAAUGAGACCGAGGAGAAUCGAGAGGGUUGAAAUUAUACGGCGAAAAAAAGUUUCGCUCUCCCGAUGCAUUAGACCGAAAACAAGAUGGACGCCACGUUGGAAAGAACUGACAACUUUUCCGUGUCUGAUCUGCACAGUUACACCUGUUUCACCGUAGAGAUCUUCGAGUCCCUUCGUCGGUGGAGUCAGCAGUUUCAUCGAAGGACUUUGAAUUGCCUCCGUCUCCGGUGCUGGGGGUGCAAAGUAACUAUAACCGGAAGGAUCAAAUCCAAAGUCUGGAUCUAUUCCUGUGUAACAAAUGUCUUAUCAAUUAUGCACGCAGGAGCGUAGAGACCCUGUAAAAAGGUUACAAAAGGUAUAGAAUAAUCAACCGAGAACGACGUCGAGCCAGUGUCAAAGGUCAUGGAUAAAAAUCCAGGAGCGCACAAUCGAUAAGGAUCGCGUCUCUUUCUCGUUCCAAAGGGUCCGUCACACGUGGACACGAUUUGCAUUAUACGCGACGCGUGAUCCUGCGUCAGAUCGUCCCGUCCAGAUAACGGAACGAACGAACGAGAACGCCCGAUAAUUAUUCCGCUCCCAAAAAACAAAAAAAAACAAACAAACAAACAAACAAACAAACAAAACACAAAAAAAAAAAAAAAAAAAAUCGAACGGAAAGGCCUCUUCCGGCGCGCGUUACAAUUUUCGGGAUCUCGGACGGUCUGGAGGGCAGCGCAGAAGAAAAGGCGGCGAUACAGAAACGCUUUGUGAAAGAAAGAAAAAAAAAAAAAAAAUGGAAAAAAAGGAAAAAUCGUCGAGGCGAAUAAUGGAGAACAAUAAAAGCGUUGAACCUGGAGCUCGUAGUCGGGGUCCGUGUAACACACAUACCAUACACCGUUGAUCUAUGAAUAGAAUUUUGACGCGGGGUCAGACGUCGUGGCGUCGCGCGUCGCCGAGUGGUGAUGGGCUGUCCUUCUCUCCUUUAAUAACAAGAAUUGACGAUCAGUAUAGAGAAAGAAAAUCAGAUACUAACAUAUAUAUAUAUAUAUAUCAUUAUAAAUGUUCUACAUAUAAACCUUCAUCUUUAUACUCCGAAUUCACUACCACCACUACUACUACCACUACUACUACUACUACUACUACCACCACCUACCACUACUGCAGUGUCGGGAGCGAAUCGUAUAUAAAUAUAUUCGCAUAUUUGAGAAAAUAGGGCUCGCCUGCGAGAGAGAGAGAGAGAGAGAGAGAAAAAAAAAACCUCAUCCGAAACCGCACGCGAUUCGCUUCAGUUUCUAUCUAGUCAAAAUAAUCGCCAAAAUAAUCCUCGCAAGAAGAAGAGGAAAAAAAAAAAAGAAAAGGUUCAUAACCUGGAAAAACAUUCGUUGAACGUCGGCGGUAUCGCCCGAUCGUCUCCGACGGUCGGAAUCGUUGAAUAAUCGAGAGGGCAGUAGGGGAGGUAAAAAAAAACAACAACAACAAAACAAAAAAAACAAAAACAUUCGAAGGAAGGAAAAAGGAAGAAAAUGUAUUCGAAGAAGGCUUCGGAACGUCGCUACGUCGAAGCGGAGGUCGGGGGCAUCAAAGGUCAUCGGAGACUUUGACUUUUGAGCGCGACCGACGAGACGCAGCGCAGACGGAAAUCGAAGACCGAACCACGAGGACGACGUCAGGCAGCUGAGGGCGACGAAUUUUUCGUCUCGAAUCCCGACGAGACCAAGGAAAACGAAGGAAGAAGAAGGGAAGCGUAUCGAAAAAAAUCGGAGGAGAAGAACGAGGAGAAGAACGCGCGGUCCGGGCGCGGAAGGGAAGGGUGAGGGUGAGGUGAGAACGUCGUCUUCCGGACGAGGGGAGGCGAGGUGGCGUUCGCUUAUAUUGAUUCGGGGAACGGUUACGCUUGCGCGGGUGAAAAUUUUCAGCGGCGAGUAGGAGGAGGUGGAGCAGGAGCAGCGGGGUUGGUGGGGGGGGGGGGGGGGGGGGGUGGUCGCCGGCGGACGGACGGACGGACGGAAGUAGAAGACGUUUCACGGGUCCGUAACACCCGCCGCCGUCCGAAGAGGAGAGAGAGGCCUCCCUUUCGGCGAUCGGGCGAGCCCGAGACGCGCGCGCGCGCCCCUCGAUAAUCGGAACUCCCGAAAAAACGGACGGCACGGGGUUUUUCCGUCGGUUUAGCGGAAAACGCGCGCGGCCGCCGGGCCGCGGGGGAAACGUGUCGGAGUCCGGAGGGUGCGCGGAAAGAGUGCGGCCGCCCCCGGUAAACGAAAGAGGAAAGAAGAAGAAGAAGAAAGAAGAAAGAAGAUAGAAAAAAAGAAAGAAAGAAAACAAAACAAAACAAAAAACAAUCAAAAACAAAAGAAGAAGAUUCUUCGGGACGCCGCCGAGCGCGGCGGGCUAUCGAUCGUGGGGCGCCGAUUGACGCGCCGGAUUGCGGAGAGAAGCAAACGAGAGCGACUCGUUCGAGGAGAUUCAAACGAUCGCGCAGGACACCACGUUCGCAGUGAAGUUUGCCGCGGUAGCCGCCGUCGCCGUCGCCGUCGCCGUCGCCGUUAGCGGCGAUAAAAUGGAGGCGGCUCGCCCCGGUGUGCGCCGCAGUUGACGACCGGGAGGGUUUUUCGCCGGCGGUGGAGAACGAAGGAGGACGAGGGAAGAGGACAACGUCGAGAGGGAAACCCACCCGCCCGACCGUUCGACGAGUCGGAGAUAACGAAACCGCGAUAAAAAAAAAAAAAAAUAAACAAAUAAAAUAACAAAAAAAGAAAAAAAAAAAAAAAAAAAGAAGGCGACGCGCCAGCGCCGGAGAAUUUCCGUAACGCGGCUCCGGGGCUCCCCCACCCCCCCUCCCUUUCCCUCCCUCCCUCCCCCCUCCCUCCCUCCCUCCCUUCCUCCCCCCGAUGUUUGAACUGCCGUGCGCGGCGUCUGACGCUGAUAAAAGAUAACGCGAACGUUUUUUCCUCGAGCGGGUCGAGUUGACGCGACGCUUUUGGAACGCUGCGCUGCGUUAAAGGAAACUACAGUGAGGGGAGAAGACCAAAAUUAGUUUUGUUUUCUUUGGAAAAUCCGUAGGAGUAGGGGAAAAAAAAAAAAAAAAAAGGGGCGCGACGGUAAUUAGAAUGGCGAAAAAUGUGGUGUCGGUCGAGUCGGUGGUGCGUUACGAUAAUCUCGUUUACACGGUGUUCGUCGAGAGAAACGGUGCCGUUAAAAAAAAUGAAGUGACGAAUCAGACGGGGGUGAGUAGUAGCAGGGAGCCAUCCGAGAACUCGUAUUCCGCGGAGCCGCGAUAACGCGUGUACGCGAAUUUUUCGUCUAGACGCGGGAAAAAAUAAAAUAUUGAAAAAAAAACGCGUGUGCGCGCGCUCGCUCUCUCGCUCGCGUGUUCGUGCGUGCGUGUCUGAUAUUAUUGCCCCGCUCGCGCUCCAAUCCGAAAAUGACGAACGUCGAGGGACCUUCUUCGUCGAGGGCGGAAAAUUUCUCCGGUGCGGAGAGCGCGCCGCUCAGGGAGCCGGACGUCCAACUGACGGAGCUGCUCCCCGUAAAAAAGAUGGCGGCGAUCACGGAGGACGAGGCGGUAGCCGACGCGUUCAAAGCGUUGCGCGAGGGCAACAAACACUUUUCCAUAAACGGUGGGGAAUUCAGGGGCGACGAAAACGAGGGGAGAAUCGAUAACGGAGGAGAGGAGGGCGCCCCGAGGGCGACCGGCGAGAAACGGGGUAACCGAGUCCACGACAAGCGCGUCAAGUACCUGGAAAAUCGCGCGAAGACGAAACAACGUGUACGAACGCAGGAGGCGAAGAGGAAAAUCGCCGUAGUCGGCGGCGGCGGCGGCGGCGCGUUCGACGAUCCGUCGAAAAUCGAAGCGAGACGCGCCUCGGAUUCCGCCGACAACGCGAAGGGAGAGGACGACGAUCACGGCCUGCGCGAGAAGAUAGACGCGAUAAUCCAGGCAAACUACGUCCUAGAGCGUAAAAACAACAACACCACGCGCGAAAAUUUGAACAGUCCGAAGAACUCGGAGUCCGCGGAAAACUCCGACGGCGGUGCGUCCGGCGGGACGGAGGGCGCGGGCCCCCGCCCCCCACCGAAAAAGCACAGGUGCGCCAUAUGCAAGGCGAGAUUCAAGGGGAGCGGCGGCCUCAGGACCCACUACAAGGUCGUGCACGCGGCCGGUCCGACCUUCACGUGCGACGAGUGCGGCAAGGAGUUCCCGCUCAAGGAACGACUGAAACUCCACGUGAGGACGCACACCGGCUACAAGCCCUACAAAUGCAACGAGUGCGAGAAGAGCUUCGCGCGCGGCGGUCAGCUGGUCCAGCACCGGCGCACGCACACUCAGGUGAAACCCUACCGCUGCCUCAUCUGUCCGGGGACGUUCUCGUGCGCGGCCAAUCUCGCCCUCCACGUGAAACGUCACAACGGCCAGAAGGACCACAAGUGCGACAUAUGCGGCCGGGCGUUCGUCAGGCGAGACGCGCUCAAGAAGCACCUCGAGUGCCUCCACAAGGACGUGAAGUCAUUCCUGUGCGUGAUAUGCAACAAAACGUUCAAGGGACACCUGCCGCAGCACAUGAGGACCCACGCGCAGGACAGACCGCACGGUUGCGCUACCUGCGGCCAGAGGUUCGCCCAAAAAUCGCAGCUCACCGUCCACCAGAGGACGCACUCCGGGCAGCGGCCGUUCCGCUGUUUGGUCUGUUGGCAGGCCUUCGCGCAUUCCACCGCCCUGAAGUUGCACACGAGACGGCACACGGGCGAGAGACCGUUCAAGUGCGCCGAGUGCAACGCCGGUUUCACCCAAUUGCCACACUGGAAGAAACACAUGCGAUGCGUCCACGGUAGGACGGAUCCCUACCGCUGCAAGAACUGCGACACAUUUUUCAGGAUAAAAAACGACCUGGAGACCCACGAGAAGGGAUGCGUCGUCGAGGAACAGAGGCUGGGGAACCCCGAGGCCGAGAAUCGGGGGGGUUCGGGUCGCCCCGUGGUACCGAAGUACCGGAUCAUGACCGUUGAGAAGAUGAGGCUGCUCCUGGCGGUUUUGUUCAAGAGGAUCUCGAAACCGGAACGGCUGGACGAGUUGGGAUUCGGGAAGCGAUUGAUAGACCAGGUCCUGGAGGACUCGUUGCUGUCCGCCGGCAAAUAUCCCGCGGAGAGCAACGAUUCCAGCGAGUUCGAGGUGCUGAAGAAAAAUUUGGCCACUUUUUUGGAGUGGACGGUGCCCAGGGAGCACUGGGAGGCUUUCAAGAAAUUGAAUAAAACGCCCGAAGAGAUACUGGAGACGCUGACGGUCAGUCAGUAGAGUUUGCGUGAGUUUGGUUGUUUUGUUUUCUUUGCUAUUUUGCUGAUUUGCUAUUUUUUUUUGUUUUUUUUUUUUUUGUUUGAUACAACUCCAAAGGUCAACCAAAUAUUUAUGUAGUAUUUAGAGCUGUGUUACGUGCAGUUGAUGAAAUCAAACCAAAUACAUAAAAUUAUAUCCUAAUGAGCGUAUAGUAGGUAGCGGUUAAGGAAACGAAAUGAAAAUACCUAAUAUUGUCGCUGUUGGCGAACGGCCGAUUGUGAGAAAGACUAAAAAUUGUUCUUCGUCUGAUGAGAAAUUAUAGUGGUUAAGCCGUACGUUAUUGUUAUAGAGAAUUCGCGGGGCGGCGUUCCAAUUUCGAAAGAAGUAAAAAAACCAAAAAAAACUAAGAAACAAACGAAACAGACAAACGAAAAUCGUCCAGGAUUCACUGAACAAAUUGGACGCUUCCGCGGUUCGGAUUGUAAUAUCUUUGUAGUGCCAUUUGUCGCUGUCCUUGCCAUAUUUUAUAGAAAAAAACAAAAAAAUAAUAAUAAUUUAAUCGCGCCAUUAUUGUUUACGAUACGAUACGAUAGCUCGUCUGUAAUAUUACAUUACUUACUAUUAUAUCGAUUAAAUCCUGAAAACGUAUCGUUUUAGCCGAUCAAAUCCGACGAGGACUACGGUCUCCGGAUUUGAAAAAGAAAAAAAAAAAGUGAGGAACGGAAAAACCCAACCUAACCCCACACUCGAUAUAAACUUUCGAUCGCGAUUCGAUGUCCUCGUCGGAUUUAUCGAAUUGUUACGUUUGAUAAGGAUAUUCAACGCUUGCCAUAUAAAAAAGAGAAAAAAAAAAAAAAAACAAAUCAUACAUACCGAUUGAUUGUAUGUAUUUAUCCAUGAUUACAUAUAGAUGUGAAUAUUUAUUUGUUUCAAAUAAUCGUUUUUCAAAUAUUAUUUCCAAAUAGUAAAAUGCCAAAUGAUUGAGUAUAAGGGAGAGAAAAAAAAAAAAAGAAAACGAAUUUUUUAGUUUAUGUUUAUAUAUUUAAUAAAAAGUUCUAAUAUUGUUAUAUACUCGUAGAUGUGUCGCCGAGUUUACUACCGUAACCGGGGCUAGAUUAUCUAGACAACUAUUGCCAUUAUUAUUAUUAUUAUUAUUAUCAUUAUUAUUAUUAAUAUUAUCGUCAUAUAGAUAUUUCACUGGUUAGAUAGACGUUUAAAAAAUGUGACCAGACAAUAAAUAAAUGAAAGAAGAAUAAGAAAAAAGAAAAACGAAUAAACUAAUAUAUAAUAGGGUUAAUAUAUUAUUCUAACGUAAUGUAUGUAUACUAUGUUAUGUUACGUCUGAAACCGAUAGUAAGUCAAGAUGCACAUCCUGAGGUGUAUUAUCCAAAUCGGGAUAAUUUAUCAGAGGAAAUAAAGUAGUGGCCAGAUCGAGGUAGAAAUUAAACGAAAUGAGUCGACGAACGAGGGGAGAGUCGAAACUCCUUUCAAGAAAAAAAAAAAUUUUCUCGCAACGAGCUGAUCGCGCUCGCCGAAUAUGAGAGAUUGAAUUUUUUAGUAAAAAUCGCAACUGCACCGUUGUGCGUGUGUUCAACCGCGAAUUGGAAAUUAGUCGUAACGAGGCGCUUAAGUUAACUCUGUGUAAAUCGCACGUCAAUAAUCCUAUGAAACAAACCAUAUGACGUGUGUCGCUUUAACGGACCCUACAUAUUAGAAGUGAUAAAAAAAAAAAAAUAGAAACGUCGCUAUUCUUGCUUCCGAUGCGUGAUAAUUUCUGCGGUACUCGGCCAUCGCUCCACUGCCCCUCGCUGAUCAAAAAUGCGAUCUACGCGCAAUUUUUCGAGCACCGAGAUUUGACUGAUUCCCGAAUAAUGUUGACGUUGUAUCGUUACUCUCGCCGUUAGAAAGUGAGUCAUUAGAAUUGUUUUUUUUUUUUUUUUGUUCUUUUGUUUGUUUUUUUUAGUCUAGACUUUUAUCACUCAUCGAAGGUCGCAACGACUACCUCGGUUCCGAUCGGAUUGUGGAUUAUUGUUCGACGAUUUGCAACGAUUAGGCGAAUUCGUUGAAACCGUCUAUCUGAUUAUUCAGUUUGAUUUUUGGUGCCAAAGCGAUUUUCCUAACGCCAUUAGUGCUGAACGGUACCGAAUUUAAUUUUGUUAUCGCUAAUCAAAAGUAGCAUAAAUUAUAUCGUCAUUGAUUAUAAGUUUAAAAAAAGUUGUUUAUGUAUUAUUAUAGUUUAAACCACAUUAUUGCGUUAAUUUUCAUACUUAGAUUAUAUAAUUGAAACGCCCGCAGGCUCAGGUCGGCUCUGAAAGAUGCCCGACCGUGUUCGAUCGACCCCCCCC